Messenger RNA from Schistosoma rodhaini, 3234 nucleotides. The record is from the annotation of a GenBank genome assembly. NCBI's taxonomy places the organism in Eukaryota, Metazoa, Platyhelminthes, Trematoda, Strigeidida, Schistosomatidae.
UACUGUAGCGGUGAAAAAAUCCCCGAAAUCAAUAGCUUUGUAAGUGUUCGACAUUCGUUGCUGACCACACUAGUUUUAAUGAACUCAUCUAGCGGAAGGAGCUCAGUCAUGCAUCCGCACCAGAUCACGAGUUGAAACUGAGUUCUCAACGUCUCUUACCAUCACUAGCCAGUUUGGAUCAAUCACUUCUCGAUAUAUUGAGAAUCUAUCAAAUAUAUCUUCCAACCUCCUUGCUUCUGGCAAUUGAUUUCACUGGAUGGGCGCGAUUCAAUUAUAGGUGUUACUGGUAAAGUGCUGUUGAACUACAAUACCAGUGGUAUCUUCAAUACCAUUAGGGCUCCCACAACUCAGGGUUUUAAAAAAACCUAGAUAAGGGACUUUAAAUAUAAAUUCAAUGUAGAGUAAAAAUAAUGCAUCGGUUAUGCGAUUUAAUGAUGAAGGCUUUCGAAUUCCAACCAUUAAUUAGAAAGUUCAGUUUCUUAUUCACUCCUUUCAAUUUAUUUAUUUAUGUAGUAUCAUUAUUCCUCUCCUAUAAGCAAGAUUUGUUUAAUGCAUUUGCUUUUAUUGCACUAAAAUAAAGGUCGAGAGAAAGCCCCGUUAAAUGUAAUUGUUUCGUUACGGAGGUACUCGUGCAGCUAGAUCUAAUAGGCUCAUAGCCCCCUAAAUUAAUAUCGUCUUGUCAGUGCAGCAGAACAUACAAAGCCAGUGCGAGUUAGGGUCAGAGCAUCUUUUGUAUGCAGCUGGACUGAGACUGGUACACAUCUUGUGGAACCACUUUUUGCAUUCAUCACACUGCAUCCCUUCAUCUACGGGGAAUAAACAGUUCGGCUGUCCACAUCUGAAUGCACUGCCAACCGUUAAAACACAAUAAUAACACAAGUGUCAGAGUCUAUGCAAAAGAAGGUACCACGAGUCAAAGUUUUCAACAUUUCAAACCUUAACUCAAAUAAUUCAGGCUAAAGUAGACCAAAAAUGCUUUUUGAUGAAACAAAUACACAAAAGCAACGAGAAUCACAACAAGUACGAAAUGCAGAUUUUAACGCCUUCAUACAAAUCCCUGCGAAACUAUUGAGUCUUCAUAAUUUACAAGAUGCCAAAGCAGAUUGUAUUUCUACAUCCAGACCUUGGUAUAGGUGGUGCUGAAAGACUUAUAGUGGAUUCGGCAGUAGCGUUGGAGUCAUGUGGUUAUGAUGUCAGCAUUAUUACAAAUCAUCACGACUCUAAACAUUGUUUUGAAGAAACAUUACAGUCAAAUCUGAAUGUUACAGUUGUAGCUGAUUGGUUCCCUCGGUCCGUCUUUGGUUACAUGACAGCUCUAUGUGCGUAUAUUCGCCUCAUCCUUGCAACACUAUAUUUAAUAUUUUAUGAGAAGAAACCGGAUGUAACAUUUGUUGAUCAAAUAUCAGCCCCUAUAAUUCUACUACGGGCUGUGGGAUACAAUACAAUAUUUUACUGUCAUUUUCCGGAUUUACUAUUGACGAAAAAUAGAAAUUCCUUAUUGAAGAAGUUGUACCGACUACCCAUUGAUUAUAUUGAGCAGUUGUCAACUGGAAUGGCCGAUAUUGUUCUUGUUAACAGUAAAUUCACAUCUAAUGUCUUUAGAGAAACAUUUACUUCACUUAAUCACGUACAACUGCGUAUUUUAUAUCCAAUUGCAAAUAAAAAAAGUUUGUGUUUACCAACAUCAACACAAUUUCAAAAUAACCAUCAAUCGAAAUAUGAAUAUCGUAAAUAUUUACCAUCAGGAAUUAUACCUGAGAAAGCGAAAAUAAUAUUUGUAUCAAUUAAUCGAUAUGAAAGGAAAAAGAAUCUUUCAUUGGCUUUGUACAGUCUUGAAUACUUGAUCACACAUUGGGAUCAGCUGAUUGAUUCAACAGUUGAAAUAAAACCGCAAAAUGUUCAUUUAAUCAUAGCUGGAGGUUAUGAUCGUCGUGUUAUUGAAAAUGUAGAGUAUUAUACCGAAUUGGUUAGCUUAUCACAAACAUUAAAAGUUUCGGAAAAUGUUACUUUCAUGCGUUCGUGCUCAUCCGAAAUCAAACCUUUGUUAAUUGCCUCCAGUGAUGCGGUAAUUUACACCCCAGAUAAGGAGCAUUUUGGAAUUGUCCCUAUUGAAGCAAUGUUGUUAUCUCGAGCAGUCAUUGCAUUGGAUUCUGGUGGUCCUAAAGAAACUGUUUUGAAUGGUUCUACAGGAUUUCUAUGUACCGUGCACCCAAUAAACCAACUUCCACAAACUAUGGCCAACUACCUUAGCAAAUUUGUCAAUGAUCCAGAGCUUGCAGAUCGUUUGGGGAAGGCGGGGUGUGAACGAGUUGAUGAGAAAUUUUCAUCUAUAACUUUUAAAAGAGAAUUACAAACAAUCGUAACUGAUUUGAUAAACAAAGACCAAGGAUAAAAAUAGUUGUCUACAUGUGAAACAUUUUAAUUUUUAUUAACUUUCCAUAAAUAUUCAGUUGUCUUUCAUUACAAGGCAGUGUUCCAAUAUACGUAAUUUUGAUGAAAUGCUGUUUAUCAAAAUUUUCCCACUAGACUGUUUAUUUGUAUUGGUCAACGUAAAUUUACACUUGGAUAAUUUUCAUCUUACUCCCUAAAUGAUGGAUACAAGUAAUUCUUGACUUCAAAUCUUGUUCCUUACUAAUCAUAAUAGCAUACAUAUUUUGAUGUAUCAAAUAAUAUAAAAUAUAUAUAAAACACACACCAGAUAAGUUAAUUGUAUUUGAUGAAAGCAAAAGUAGAAAAAUAUAGACUGAAAGUUAGUUUUCCGAAGACCGAGGUUCGUGAUCAUGGCUCAAAAGAAUGGAUUCGAGAAAUGUUUACCAACUGAGAUUUGUUUGGAGUUAUUGAAGAUAAUACAGAAAUGUUUAGGAAACCAUUAUUUCAGCUGACGAUUCUUUUACGUUAGGAAGUAUAUUUUCCUAAAGUAUGUCAGAUUAAAGCGAAUCGAACUUACCAUAUCAUAAAUAACACGCACGUAAAGAGAACAGCUUGGACAUCGUGCUAUAUCAUCACCACACAGUAAAUCUUCCUACAGAACGAAUAACUCAGAACUCUAUAAAAUAAACUAACCUUGGUAAUUAAAAAUCGAUCACCACACGGACAAGGAUACGAAUACGUUUCUGAUUCUUCAUCAUACUCCAUAUCCUCGAUUUCUAUUUCAUCAUGAAAUACAGACAUCACUGAUCAAAUGUCCAUCAGUGAUUCUUGAGAGCGAUUGUUUUAUGAGAUUGCACAAUAUGU